AUGGAGACAGUCAACAAAUACGUCACUGCCGCUUCGACCGCCAUCUGGGGCCAGAAUGGUGAUCCCAAUGCCACACAGAUCACCCAACAGCAUGGCGAAGAGCCACUCUCCGGUGUUCAGGGCAAGGGGGACACUACAGAUCCUUACGAUGCUGGAAACCGUGAGGAACAACCCGACGCCCCCAAAACAGAUGGAAACACCGCACCCCAAGAGCCCAACCUGGGCGGCAAGACACAAACAUUCGAAGAAGCCGCUGUCACAUCAGACCCCGUUGCUACCAAGACUACAACCGAACCUGCAACCUCAACCUUCGACCCCGAAGAUACCAGCUCCACUGCCGCGGUCAGCAACUCCGCACAGCCAAUCUCCAGCGGAUCAACCGAGUCCAACAAGGACAAAGAAACCGACACCGAACAGCGGGACUCUUCACAGAGCGCUGGUGAAAGCAGUGCUCCCCCACGUCCCGCCCACCCCGAGGCAAGCAUAGAGGCUCUCGAAGGUCCCCAGGGUCCCCCACCAAAGCCGGCUGAGGAAUUUGAGAGGGAGGCCAAGGGAAAGGCGCCCGUCAAAGAUGAUACACAGAAGAGCGAGAAGAGCCUGAGCGAUUCUAAGGACAGUGCCCCCAAGGACAACGCUUCCAAGACCAAUGACUCGCCUACCAGUAGUAACAAUUCUUCUCACUCCCAGGAGAGUGGAAAGAGUAGCAAGUUGGCUAAGGUCAAGGAGAGCGUGAAGAAGCAUCUUCACCAUUCAAGCAAAUAG
Messenger RNA from Penicillium salamii, 762 nucleotides. The record is from the annotation of a GenBank genome assembly. NCBI's taxonomy places the organism in Eukaryota, Fungi, Ascomycota, Eurotiomycetes, Eurotiales, Aspergillaceae.